Molecule: messenger RNA, 3798 nt
Organism: Tyto alba (common barn owl)
Lineage: Eukaryota; Metazoa; Chordata; Aves; Strigiformes; Tytonidae
Gene: PDE4C
Product: phosphodiesterase 4C
Exons: 15
Coding region: 956-3064 (702 amino acids)
Biological process (GO): signal transduction
Cellular component (GO): cytosol; nucleus; perinuclear region of cytoplasm
Molecular function (GO): 3',5'-cyclic-AMP phosphodiesterase activity
Source: RefSeq, a predicted model, not a curated record
ACACACACACACACACACGCUGGAGGGUCCCCAACACGGGGCCGCGUGGCUGAGCGGGAGGAGGCACCGGGCUGCGCUACCGUGAAGGGGUCACUGUGGACCCCCCCACUUCUCGAUGCUGUGACACGUCCCCAGGGCUGUGGGCUCAUGGAGGGGAUGAGCAGGGGAUAUAUGGGGGGGGGGGGGUGUCACCACACAGUCAUGGGCUGAGCCGGGCAGGGGGCUGAGCAUGGCUGAGCACGGCCGCACUCAUUGCAGCGAUGGCCAAGCAGGGACCCAGUGGGUGCACUGAGCGCCUGCCCCACGGCUGGGGGGGGUGGACCAGGGUGGGGGCUGUGGGGCAGAAGGGCUUUUCUCGGCCCAGCAAAGCACCCAACCACCCACCACAGCACAGCCAGGCACCUCGCUGCCCACCACCCCCCUUUUUUUCCCCCCCAUUGGAGCUAUAUAAGGUUUGUUUUGGGGUGCCCCCCUGCCCACGCUCCGGUGUGCUGGUGGGGGUUGGCCCCACCUGCGUGGGCGCCGUGGGGAUCAGCAGAUCCCUCCUCAGCAGCAACAGCAUCUAUUUAUAGCGGCCCCCAGUCCUCCCCCCCCCGCCCCGCCAUCCGGCACCACUCGGCAGUUAUUAAUGCUGCCAGCCCGUCGCUGAAAUGAGGGGGGUUAAUUCGGCACCAGCCCUUUGGUGGCGGGUCAUGUCCCCCCAGCUCACCCCGGGGUGCUCGGGGUUGUCCCCCCGGGGUGACAGCGGGGUCAGAGGUGGUGGCACGGAGCCGGGAAUGGACGCGGGCAUCACAAUGCGGCUUUGUGUCCCCGGUACCAUCGGGGACGUGAAGCAGAGGCAGGAAAACAAGGGGCUGCGGGACGGCGGGACGCGGUGCCUGGCCGGCUCUGCCACCGCCGGGGACGGUCACGCCGUAGGGACCAGGGCAGCCGGUGCCACUACCGGGGCCGGGGGAUGCUGCCGGGCAGCCGGUGCCCGUCCCGGAGGCACUCCUGUAUCGGCUUUGACCUGGAGAAUGGCCCCCCGGGUCGGGGCACGCUGGACCCCCAGGCCAGCCCAGGCGCGGGGCUGGUCCUGCAAGGCACCUUCACCCAUGGCCAGCGCCGCGAGUCCUUCCUCUACCGCUCCGACAGCGACUACGACCUGUCCCCAAAAGCCAUGUCCCGCAACUCCUCCAUCGCCAGUGACCUGCAUGGAGAAGACAUGAUCGUCACACCGUUUGCCCAGGUCCUGGCCAGCCUCCGCACCGUCCGGAGCAACCUGACCCACCUCCAGGACCGCGCUGGUGUCAAGCGAGCGUCAAGCAGCAGCCUGCCCUCCGGGAGCAAGGCCAGCCUCGCCGAAGAUGCCCACCAGAAGCUCUCGCGGGAGACCCUGGAGGAGCUGGACUGGUGCCUGGACCAGCUGGAAACACUGCAGACCAGGCACUCGGUCAGCGAGAUGGCUUCCAACAAGUUCAAAAGGAUGCUGAACCGGGAGCUGACGCACCUCUCGGAGACGAGCCGCUCGGGGAACCAGGUCUCCGAGUACAUCUCCAGAACCUUCCUGGACAAGCAGCAUGAGGUGGAGAUCCCCUCGGCACUGGGCAAGGACAAGGAGGAGCGGAGGAAGCGCCCGAUGUCCCAGAUCAGCGGCGUCAGGAAGCUCACGCACGGCUCCAGCCUCGCCGCUGCCGGCAUCCCCCGCUUCGGGGUGCGGACGGACCAGGAGGAGCUACUGGCCAAGGAGCUAGAGGACACCAACAAAUGGGGGCUCAACGUGUUUAAAGUCGCCGAGUACUCGGGCAACCGCCCGCUGACGGUCAUCAUGUACAGCAUCUUCCAGGAGCGUGACCUGAUGAAGACCUUCCGCAUCCCCGUCAACACCUUCAUCACCUACAUGCUGACGCUGGAGGACCACUACCACACCGACGUGGCCUACCACAAUAACAUCCAUGCCGCCGACGUGGCACAGUCCACUCAUGUCCUCCUCUCCACGCCUGCACUGGAGGCUGUCUUCACAGACCUGGAGAUCAUGGCUGCCAUCUUCGCCAGUGCCAUCCAUGAUGUUGACCACCCCGGUGUUUCCAACCAGUUCCUCAUCAACACCAACUCAGAGCUGGCGCUGAUGUACAAUGACGCCUCAGUGCUGGAGAACCACCACCUGGCCGUGGGCUUCAAGCUUCUCCAGGAGGAGAACUGCGACAUCUUCCAAAACCUGAGCAAAAAGCAGAGGCAGUCACUCCGCAAAAUGGCCAUUGACAUGGUGCUGGCCACAGACAUGUCCAAGCAUAUGAAUCUGCUGGCGGAUUUGAAAACCAUGGUGGAAACCAAGAAGGUGACCAGCCUGGGGGUGCUGCUGCUGGACAAUUACUCUGACCGGAUCCAGGUCCUGCAGAACAUGGUGCACUGCGCUGACCUCAGCAACCCCACGAAGCCGCUGGAGCUCUACCGGCAAUGGACCGACCGCAUCAUGGUGGAGUUCUUCCGCCAAGGCGACUGGGAGCGGGAGAAGGGGAUGGAGAUCAGCCCCAUGUGCGACAAGCACACUGCCUCGGUGGAGAAAUCCCAGGUGGGCUUCAUAGACUUCAUCGCCCAUCCGCUGUGGGAGACAUGGGCCGACCUGGUGCACCCCGAUGCCCAGGAGAUCCUGGACACGCUGGAGGACAACCGGGAAUGGUACCAGAGCAUGAUCCCACGCAGCCCAUCCCCACCACCCGAGGGACCCGGAGCGUCCCGCGCCACCACCGAUAAGUUCCAGUUUGAGCUGACCCUGGAGGAGGAGGGCGAGUCGGACACGGAGCCGGAGGGGGCCGAGAGCCCCUUGGAUGAGGACAACAGUGGCUCCAAGACACCAGCCACAGAUGACUCGGAGGUGGCUGACACUGAGCACUUGUCACCCGACCCCGGGGACCAGGACUCACCUGUCCCCCACCCCAGGGACGUGGACAACCGGCGGGCGCUGGAGGGGACGCUGCCGAAGGACGGUGGUGGCGGCGGGUGCUCAGUGCUGGGGCCCGAAGGCAGCCAUGGGAUGUGCCUGGACACAGAGGGCAACCUCACAUUCCUGCCCCAUGGCACGUAGCGGCACCAGCCCGUGGGUCCCCUCGCUGCCGUGGGGACGUGGGACUGGGUGCUGUCCCAGCAGGUGCUGGGGGGAGUGGGAGAGCUGGCAGUGGAGAGCACUGUCACCAUUGGGACACAGAAGGACCCAAGCGUGUCCCUACGCAGGAGCUGGGCAGGUCCUGAUGGGCACGAGGACGCUGCUCGCCCUCUCCCACUGACUGUCCCCAGCUCCCACCCCACGUCCCCUGGGAAAAUUCCCUGUCCCCUUCAGGCAGGGCUUGGGGACACUGUGCUCCUGCCUCAUCCCGGCCCUGGGGACAUCAUGCCCCACAGGCCUCCAGGAAAGAGGUCCCCCACAGGGCCAGGCACAGCCAAAAGCAUUUUGGUGUGUCUCCGGAUGGCCCCACGCAGAACAGCAGCCGAAGGGUGCUGGCGACAGCCCCCAGCACGAGGGUCCUCGGCGCGGCCAGGCACCAGGGCACGGCCACAAGCCCGUGGUUUAUUUCUUUGGGGACAGGUCCACUUUUUAAAGCCUUUUGUAGCUCACUUUUUAAUCCAAGCCUCACCUCAGCGCACGCACACGCGUUCCUGUGGCAGAAAGACACGUUUCUGCACUCGAAAUGCUGCGUUUGUACUUUGCACUUUGGGCCCCGGCGGGCGGUGUGACCCUCCCCGGCCCCGGGCAGCACCUGGGUCCUUUCUGUUUCUUCCUUCACGUUUCCAGAAAUUAAACCUGGUUUGUUCCGCCCCAAA